Molecule: messenger RNA, 6329 nt
Organism: Zonotrichia albicollis (white-throated sparrow)
Lineage: Eukaryota; Metazoa; Chordata; Aves; Passeriformes; Passerellidae
Gene: PPP2R5E
Product: protein phosphatase 2 regulatory subunit B'epsilon
Biological process (GO): protein dephosphorylation; signal transduction
Cellular component (GO): nucleus; protein phosphatase type 2A complex; cytosol
Molecular function (GO): protein phosphatase activator activity
Source: RefSeq, a predicted model, not a curated record
GCGGUGGCAGCAGCGCGCUCGGUUGUGAGCGAGAGCGAGUGCGUGCGAGCGAGUGCCAUGGCCGGAGCCCGCUGAGAGCCACAAUAGGAGCGAGAACCCGACGCCCACCGGGACCCUCCGCUCGCUCUCCCCCGCGCCAGCCGCCGGCGGAACAGCAGCGCUUCCCCGCCCUGCCCGGCACUGCCUCCCCCCGCGCCCGCCGCUCCCCCUCGGCUCGGCUCGGCUCCCUCCCGCCUCGCAGGGCCCUUCUCCGGGAAUGUGAAGAGGCAGCAGCACCGCAGGCAGCGGGGAGUGCACGGGACUGAGCGGAGCCGCCCGCGCCUGAACCCGCCGCCGACGCCGCCCUGCGCCGGGGAGGCCGCGCUGCCGCCGCCGCCGAGGCCGAGGCCUACAGGGCUCCUGCGCCGCCGCGGCAGCGACCGAGCCCGGCGAGAACCGCACUCGGGCCGCCGCCGCCGCCAGGCAUCGGCCGCGCUCCGCCAAGGCCGCCGCCGCCUCCCUCCGUCUCCGGCUUCUCUACCGGGAGCGUCAAGUAGGGAUAUGUCCUCAGCACCAACUACUCCUCCAUCAGUGGAUAAAGUAGACGGAUUUUCUCGGAAGUCCGUCAGAAAAGCCAGACAGAAGAGGUCACAAAGCUCCUCCCAGUUCAGGUCUCAGGGCAAGCCUAUCGAGUUAACUCCCCUGCCUCUGCUAAAAGACGUUCCAUCUUCAGAGCAGCCUGAACUGUUCCUAAAGAAACUUCAACAGUGCUGUGUCAUUUUUGACUUCAUGGACACGCUUUCAGACCUUAAAAUGAAAGAAUACAAGCGCUCCACUCUUAAUGAACUGGUGGACUACAUUACAAUAAGCAGAGGCUGUUUGACAGAGCAGACUUACCCUGAAGUAGUUAGAAUGGUAUCUUGCAAUAUCUUCAGAACUCUCCCACCUAGUGACAGCAAUGAAUUUGAUCCAGAAGAAGAUGAGCCCACCUUGGAGGCAUCGUGGCCGCACUUACAGCUUGUAUAUGAGUUUUUCAUACGAUUUUUGGAAAGCCAAGAAUUUCAGCCCAGCAUUGCCAAAAAGUACAUAGAUCAGAAAUUUGUAUUGCAGCUGUUGGAGCUGUUUGACAGUGAAGACCCUCGGGAACGAGACUACCUAAAAACAGUCUUGCACAGAAUUUAUGGCAAGUUCCUGGGCCUUAGAGCAUUUAUCCGAAAACAGAUUAAUAAUAUUUUUCUACGAUUUGUUUAUGAAACUGAACACUUCAAUGGCGUAGCUGAGCUGUUGGAGAUUUUAGGAAGUAUUAUCAAUGGUUUUGCUUUACCUCUCAAGGCAGAGCAUAAACAGUUUCUGGUGAAGGUGCUGAUCCCUUUACACACAGUCAGGAGUUUAUCACUCUUCCAUGCACAGCUGGCGUAUUGCAUAGUACAGUUUCUGGAGAAGGACCCCUCACUCACAGAACCAGUCAUUAGAGGUUUAAUGAAAUUCUGGCCAAAAACCUGCAGUCAGAAAGAGGUCAUGUUCCUAGGAGAGCUGGAGGAAAUCUUGGAUGUAAUUGAACCAUCACAAUUUGUCAAAAUCCAGGAACCCUUGUUUAAACAAAUUGCCAAGUGUGUCUCUAGCCCUCAUUUUCAGGUGGCUGAAAGAGCGCUGUAUUAUUGGAAUAAUGAAUACAUCAUGAGUUUGAUAGAGGAGAACUCAAAUGUUAUACUUCCCAUCAUGUUUUCCAGCCUUUACAGGAUUUCUAAAGAGCACUGGAAUCCGGCUAUUGUGGCUUUAGUCUACAAUGUGUUGAAGGCAUUUAUGGAAAUGAACAGCACCAUGUUUGACGAGCUGACAGCCACUUACAAGUCAGAUCGUCAGCGUGAGAAGAAGAAAGAGAAAGAGCGUGAAGAACUGUGGAAAAAACUGGAGGAUUUGGAAUUAAAGAGAGGUCUUAGACGUGAUGGAAUAAUUCCAACUUAACAAAAAUACAAAACAGCAUUAUUAACCUGUGGAGUCACACAUUUAUGUAGUAGAAGAUGGAGCAACAGUUUUCUGUAUUGUGCAACUUUACAGUAGAUUUCACAUUUGUUUCAUUAUUACAACAGCACUGUAUAUACCUGUCUCUAAGUAAAGGAAAAAAAUAAGGACUUUAAUCCAAAGUUUGGACAACAGAUGGACUUCUCAGAACUUUGCAAACAUAAUCAUUGUUUUAACCCUUCUUUAAAACCAGUCUUCAAAGAUCUGUUGAUGAAAAUUGCAAUGUCAGAUUCCAUUGUCAGGACCUGUUCCUUAUUUAUCGUUAGCAGAGAGUAUAAUACAACUUUCAAAUGUGAACAAUCUUAAAAUUUAGCUUGUCUUUCUGCUAAACUGUUACGUGUAUUUAUAGUAAAAGAGAAAAAAAGACUGUCAUUUCCUUAUGAGUUUGUGUAACAUCCUCCUUCUCUGGAUAACUUUACUGUAAUUUGACUUUCUUUUCUUUUUGCAUAUCUUCAUAAGUUGAAUGUCCAUUCAGAUCAGGGCCAUGAAAAACAUUGGUCCUGAAUAAAAGUUUUGUUUACUGGUGUGAGCAUUUUUUUAGUACCAGGCUGUCUCUGGUGCUUCCUUAAUUUGAACAUUAGGAAUUAAAAAACGAGUAGGUGAUAAACAUAGUAGGAAAGGGAGCUUUGGAUUCGUGCACCUAUUUAUUGCAAAUCCAAAUUAGUGUCCACAAUCCAUGGAAAAAAAAAAAAAAAAAGGGCAGUGGUAACACCCUGGACUUCAGUACCUAACCAGUAUUAGUGAUGCAGCAUUGGACACAUAAACCAGAGUUGAUUUAGAUACACCAAUUGCUAAAUUAUUACAGUAUGUUCUUAUUGGACCAUUCUGAAAAAGUAAAGACACAUGCUAAACAACACAAGCAUGAAAUUGAUAUCCAGUGGUCAUGGAUCUAAUUGGAAAUUGAGUUGAGAUAGCAGUUUGGACAGUUUGGAGUUGUUGCCUUACUUUUUAAUAUGUAUUUAUAAAGUGUUCCAGCAAAAGAGGAUGUAGCCUCUAAGAAACAUACUCUAGUGUUUUUGUGGUUCUAGUACUAUUACUCAUCACAGUACCAGCCCUAUGAUCUUAGCUGGAAAGGAUUCUGGAUAAUACACUUCUGCAUUCUCAUCUGGAUGCUCAUUCCUAACUACUGUAUUUGUUACCAAAAGUGGUUCUACAAAUGCUACUGAAAAAAAAAUUCUGGAAAUCCUAAUGUUCUGAGUAUUAAUAAUAAAGUUUAAAAUGCUUUUAUAUCAAAGGUGCAUUGUGACCAAAUUGUUUAAAACAAAAGAGGAAAAAAAAAUACAAAAACAAAGAAGAGGGCUGUAUUAUAAGUAUACAUUAUUGGCUAUCUGCUUUGUAUUUGAAAGUGGAAUCUUACAUCUUUGGUAGGUAAAAUGCUGAUAAGACUUCUGUACAGUAUAUAUUUAGCUAAUGCAGUUGCAUUAUUCUAUACCGGAAGGUAUGUGUUUCAGGAUUUUUCUCCAGGAUGCUUUUGAACUGUUAUAGACAUAUGACAACAGUGAAUUGAUAAUCCUAAACCAUCAAUCCAGCAGUAUUUACAGUAUAAAAAUGAAUUGGUGUUCAUGAGUCUUUGUGAUAGUUGCAAACAUGAAUUUAUGACCUGUUGCCAUUGAUAGAAAUACAGUAUAAAUACAAGCUUGUAUAUUUUUCUUCCUACCUUUAAAUAUACAGUAGGAUUUGAAGUUUUCUUGUUUUCAGGCACGGAAAAAAAAAAAGUAAAAAAGAAUUCCCUCCUAGACUACUGACUGUUUCAGGAUUAUCAGGUCACAGUUUGUACUCCUGGGUCUGCACACACUAAUGUUGUAAACUCAAGGCUUUGUAAGAACUUGACACUGUUAAUUCUGGAAAGAAAAAAAAAGUGGAACUAGUCAUAUGCAACACCAAACACAACAUGAUUUAAUGGGAUUACUAUGAGCUUCUUUUAAGAACAUUGACUGGGACUCAAUGUAAAUUAGGCAGUUACUGUCAUAGUUGAAACAUUUUAUUUUAAAGUGCUGAAGCAAAGGUGCAAGCUGAAAUACUGAAGAUUAAAUAAAUUUAUAACAAAUCAUGUCCCUUAGCCCAUUGAUUUUGACAGUCUUUUAUUUCUGUUACCAAGAAAGCAAACUUGCUAGUGUGAUUUCUGUGUGAAAUGAUCAUUUCACAGUACAAGAGGGUGGACUCAAACUCAUGCUCAAAGACUAUGUUCCAUUGUGAAAAACUGAGAAAGAACGGAGGAAUAAAACUUGAUGUUCUUCACCUGGUGGAGUAAAACACAACAAUGUGAAAUUAGAAAAAGCACCUUGUCCUGUACUUAGAGUUUAGGUGAGUGUUGUUUGUUCAUAACUCUUUUUGGUUUUGCCAUGUCAUUCUACUCUUGAUCAUACAAAACUGACCAGACCCUGGUGGGUUGCAAUAUUUUGUGGCCUCUUCCGCGGGGACAGCGGGGAGUGUCUGACGUUCCUAGAUGAUUUGUCACUUCUGAGAAGGAAUGUUCCUUCAAGGAGGAGGAGGUGAUGGGCUGUUGCAUGAAGUCUCUUGACUCUAAAGGCUGGGUGAAGCACCUGAAGAUGCACCUGCAGCCAGGACCCCGCGUGUGUCGCAGCCCCAGCGCCGUGCCCGGCCCCGCAGGGCUGGAGCUGCAGCAGGAGGAAGAGGAAGGCAGCCCGUGGGCCCGAGUGUGAUCAGUGCAUCAUAAAUUACACUUCUGUUUGUUUGCUUCUUGAGUUCCACAAACCACCUUGGUUGGUGUCAGUGUUGUUGUUGGCUGCUCGUGCGGCAGCGUGGGGUGGUCCUGUGUGUCCUGGGCCACAUUGGUCUCAGGGGAAGGGUUGGGCACUGCUGCUCACAGGAAGGAGCUGCGGGGGCAUUGGGGCGUGGGGAUGUAACAACUGUGCAAGUAAAGUUCCUCUCGUACACUCUGAAUUGACCACAUGUUGCUUUCUUCAUCUUGCACGUCUCCCGUACUGUUUUCCUUUCGUUGCUUUUGAGUGUUUUUUGUCUCUCUUCCAAAGGUUGGAAUGCUUUAAAUAAAGGUAUUCUAAUGCCAUUGGAGCGUUUUGCUAGCAGGGUUAUAGUAAAUUUAAUCUUGGUUUUGUUAGCGUAAGUAAAAACGUUUAAUUUAUUUUUUUUUAUCUGUUCUCAUAUAUGGAAAAAUCGAGGGUGUUGGAGCCAAGAAUUGCUUGAGUAAGAAAUGCAGCAGCUGUACUUGCAUUAUACGUGCGUAAGUGCAGCCUUAGGCUCUCUCACUUGAUGGAAAAGAAAAUAUAUUAGGAGCUCUUAAAAGCUCUUUAUUGUUUUGUGAGGAGUGGGAAGGAUGAGAUUCUUCUCCCUCCAAGUAAAACUGACAUAAUUUCCUUUUAGUUCUGUCUUUGAAAACAAAGAUGCCCUUUUCUCUUAAUUGUGUGACACCACUAUCCCAAAGCAGUUGCCCUUAAAGAAAACAAGAGUGAUGAUGCUCAAGGUUGAAGAAUGUUUUUAUUUACUUACAGCUUUUUUAAUUUAACUCCUGUGCUUCCCUUAGCUGCUCUGGAGUGAGCCAUGAAUUAGUUCUUCCUAGUUGGUAUGUGCAGCAGAUUUUAUGUAGCCCAGUUUUCCAUUUUGAACUUUAUGAAACAACAUCUUGAAAGAGAAUGGAACUACUUUUGGUAGAAAACUUUUAUCCAAGUGUUGCUUCCCAUCCACAGAAGCUUGUGCUUUUUAUCACAACCUCUCUGAGUAAGAGUUUUUGUUACUUGGAUCACCUGCUGUAAAUAUGUUGUAUUCAUAACCUCAUGGAGCCAUGAGGAGUUUUCAAAUAUAAAUAGUACCAAUACAUUUCCUGUUGUCCUAUUUUUGAUUGUAGUAUAGCGAAUGACCUGUCAUGCUUUUUGUUUCAAGGUUAGCAUUAGAUUCAUAGAUCUUAAUAUUUUAGCAUUUCAUUGUUUAAGCAGGAGAGGGCAGCAAAAGUUCAUUUUUCCCCAUAGGAAUGCUCUGGUCCCAUUACUGUUUUUAAACUUAGGUGCAUCUAACUAUCUGUGGGUAGGGGGGGAAAAUGAAACUUUUUUAUAUAUAUUAAAAGGUGCAUAUGAAAAUAUAUAGACUGGUCCAACCAGACUGUGAAAAUGUCUUCUACUCUACAUCCAAGUAAUAAUAAAAAUAUCUUCCACCUCUGGAUAAAGUACAAGCAGGUCUUAAACUCUUGGAUUCAAAUGUCAUUCUUUGGAAACAGUUUACUUUCUUAAAAGUGGUAUCAAAGAAACUCAAACUCAAUGGUGCUCCCAGCUAUAAAUGUGUUAUCUUCCUCUUUUGCACAUGCUCAAGAGGCUCUGUACUGUGGGUGCAUCUAAAUAAAGAAGCAAUGAAGUGUU